GCUACUGUGACAUGAAGAUAGUGUCCGAGAUGUUCUCUUGCGCCAUUUCCACCGACUGAAAAGUCAUGGGGGCAGAUGCCCCCAAAGAAAGUGGUGCCUUCACUCCUCGACCGGUCCAGCGCAGUACGACUACUUGCCACCGAGCCAAAAGGCUCGGAAGGGUCAUAGAAGACCGCGCAGGACCGGCCGCCCCUGCAGUACCCAGAGUGGACUGCAUCGCUGGUUUUGGAUUGACAGGUUGUGGUGGUCGAAUGGAUCGACAUGCCAACCGUCCUACGAAAGAGAAAUGGUGGUUAUGAAACGCACCAACGGGGGAAACAACAUGCACUUGGACCGAAUUGACAGGGAAACAAUGCAACUGUCUGCAAAAUUGGGACUCACGGCGCAUCUUCCCGUGCUUUGUGGGAGUGAUCAUGUCACCGACCCCCACCCCUGCAGCUGCGAUUUCGCCCAAGCAGGAAAUGGGAUGCGCAAAUGGUCAAUGGUAUCAUUCAGUACUCAGGUGCUGAUAAUAGUAGAGGUUAACCUGCCGUGUAUCACCACCAAAAUGGACUUGCGUGCAUCAACACGGCAAGAUGAGAAAAAAAAGAGCCAUUCGCUGAGAAAAUCAUCAAGGCACUCGUCAUCACUGUCUUUAGUCAUCAUCUUACCCAGAACCCAGCUCGCUUACGCUCUGGACAUGGAGGUUUGGAAAUGUAGGGAAUUGUGGGAUUGUGUUCAAAGAGGAUCCAUUGAGGAUAGGACUCAAUAGUCGAAAGGUCUAAUCGUUUAGGUGAAACAAAGC
Messenger RNA from Aspergillus japonicus CBS 114.51, 784 nucleotides. RefSeq lists its product as uncharacterized. Bases 287 to 751 code for a protein of 154 amino acids. The transcript is spliced from 2 exons. The record is from RefSeq and is a predicted model, not a curated record. Lineage: Eukaryota; Fungi; Ascomycota; Eurotiomycetes; Eurotiales; Aspergillaceae.